Fomitopsis serialis is the source of this 1089-nucleotide messenger RNA. RefSeq lists its product as uncharacterized. Bases 15 to 1028 code for a protein of 337 amino acids. The transcript has 8 exons. The record is from RefSeq and is a predicted model, not a curated record. Lineage: Eukaryota; Fungi; Basidiomycota; Agaricomycetes; Polyporales; Fomitopsidaceae.
CAGCAGGCAUACCAAUGUUGUCCGUCAUCCUGGUGACGAUCUGCAUCGAAAGUCUCUUGUAUGGCAUUUUCUUCGUGCUCUCUGUCAUCUCGCUGUACAUCUUGGCACGUCGGCAAGAGGACAUGGUUAACGCCGCACUCAAUGUCAGAGGCAAACGACGCGCGGCUUACAUGACGCCGAUGUCAGUAGCCGCGGUAUUCCUCUUCAUCACUAACACAGCCCACUGGAUUGUGGCCGUCUAUCGCCUCUUCGCGGGAUUCAUGCUUCACGAAGAUGGAACGCAAGCGAUAGCCUACUACACCAACCCAUCUCAGCCGACUGAGGUGACACAGAAUACAUUGCUCAUGUUUUCACUGAUCAUCGGUGAUGCAAUGAUUAUCUAUCGGCUUUGGCUAGUUUGGGCAUACUACAUCCCCGUCACCGUCUUUCCGAUCUCCACACUUAUUGGGUUAGUAGUCUGCGCCGUCGGGUCAAUUUAUCGGGCUGCUAUGUCGAAACCCGGUGAGAAUAUUUUCGCGACGGCCACUGGUCGCUGGAUCACAGCGAACUGUGUCUUCACAUUAUGUACGAACGUGUACAGCACAGCUACAAUUGCUUGGCGUAUCUGGGACGCCAAUAGGCGAGUGAGAAAGUUUGGUGGCUCUAGUCUCAUGGGCGUCGUUGGAAUACUGAUCGAGAGUGCCGCUCUCUAUACCGUCUGGACGAUUCUUUUCUUCAUAACCUAUCGUGUCCAGUCUAAUCUGCAGUACUUCGCCAGCGAGACGUACUGCGUGAUAGCCGGCAUUACGUUCAUGCUCAUUCACGUUAGAGUGGGCUUGGGAUGGGAACAGCGUGCGCAGAGUAGCCACGACGGGUCCGUGGACUUGGUCGCCACGCGAGAUAGCAGACAGAACUCUUACGGACCACCAAGCCGGGUCGCUGUGAACAUCACACGUAUAGUUCAACGCGACAACGAGUACGAGUCCGGUGCUUCAAUCAAGUUCGCACCAAACAGUGAUGUCGACCUGCCACUGGCAGGCCAUUCAUAGUUAUUCCGCGGUGUAAUGAUUAUAUACCCUGUCGUGAUAUAAUAGUGGUUGCUACUGCAAG